AUGAUGGAAACUCUUAAAGAACAGUUGAUGUUAAAAACGGUUUCACGGGAAGAAGUCGCCGCCCGCCGGAAGCGUUGGCUCGAGGUUUCCUUAGCGGUCAAAGGUAUCACAAGUUGGACUGGAUUUAGCGAAGUUUUCAUGGUGUCUUCUGCGACUGGCGAUGGUGUAGACCGAUUGCGGGAUUAUUUGGUCUCCAAAGCGAUCCCCGGCCGCAACUGGUCACUGUCUCCUUUGUUGGUUACUGACCAUGAACCGACUGAACUGGUUCGCAUGUGUGUAUGGGCUCAUUGUCUGGAUAAACUGAAACAAGAAGUGCCCUAUUCCAUUCGCAUAGUAGUCGACGAAUGCGAAAAAGCCUUGAUACGCGAAGCCGAAGGGGACGAACGCGUGUUUGUGCACGCACGUCUUCAAUGCCGAAGCGAGCGACACCUGCGCCAAGUAUUGGGUAUCGGAGGUACAACCAUAAAGGAAAUUGCCGGUGCCACAAAGCUAGAACUGAUGACCAUGUUCCGUACAGAUGUCGUUGUAAAGUUGACAGCUGAAAUGCUUCGAGUACAUCCAACUGCAAUGCGCCAACUUCGUCGAGCCAAAGAUUUUGCCGACGUUUUUCCCGAACAAGCGGUUUCAUCCGCCUGA
Molecule: messenger RNA, 636 nt
Organism: Dicrocoelium dendriticum
Lineage: Eukaryota; Metazoa; Platyhelminthes; Trematoda; Plagiorchiida; Dicrocoeliidae
Source: the annotation of a GenBank genome assembly